CUUGGGGGAGGAGCCUCAGACCCCUCUUGCUGGUGUAAGUCCCAACUGGCCUGAUAAGGCCUUCAGGUUGUCUGGGCUACUACAGAGGGCAGGAAGCUGGGCUGGAGCAGCUAGGGUGCUUGAGGCAAAGAAGAAGGGGCUGCGUAGGUCCCCAUGGAUACAGCCAGGCCUGCCCUUGAGCUACUGCUCCUUCCUCCUGAUAGCCUUCUGUCCCCCAGGUCCAUGUCUCAGUUAUGCUCCCCACUGACGUGCCCUUAGCCUACCUGGGCUCCUCAGUGCUGCUGCUGCUGCUGCAGCUGCUGCCCCCCACAUCUGCCUUCUUCCCCAACAUCUGGAGCCUCCUGGCUGCCCCUGGCUCCAUCACCCAUCAGGAUCUGACAGAGGAGGCAGCUCUCAAUGUCACUCUGCAGCUCUUCCUGGAGCAGCCGCCCCCAGGUCGGCCCCCUCUUCAUCUUGAGGACUUCCUGGGCCGCACCCUCCUCGCUGAUGACCUCUUUGCCUCCUACUUUGGACCUGGGUCCCCUUCCCGGCGGUUCCGAGCAGCUUUAGGCGAGGUAUCUCGUGCCAAUGCAGCCCAGGACUUCCUGCCGACUUCCAGGAACGACCCUGAUCUGCACUUUGAUGCCGAGCGGCUGGGCCAGGGGCGCACACGCCUGGUGGGUGCUCUGCGGGAGACCCUGGUGGCUGCAAGAGCCCUUGAUCAUACCCUGGCCCGCCGGCACCUUGGGGCAGCCCUCCAUGCCUUGCAGGAUUUCUACAGUCACAGCAACUGGGUGGAACUGGGGCAGCAGCAGCCACACCCUCACCUCCUCUGGCCAAGGCAAGAGCUUGGGAGCCUGGCGCAAGAGGGAGACCCCACCUGCUCUGAUUGUGAGGAACUGAGCUGUCCUGGAAAUUUACUGGGUGUCACACUCCUCACCUCUGGCUACUUUGGAACUCAUCCUUCCAAGCCUCUAGGAAAAUGUAGCCAUGGGGGCCGUUUUGACCAGAGCAGCUCCCAGCCACCACGGGGAGGCAUCAACAAGGACAGCACAGCCCCAGGAUUCUCCCCCCACCACAUGCUCCACCUCCAGGCUGCAAAACUGGCCCUUCUGGCCUCCAUCCAGGCCUUCAGCCUCCUGCGAAGCCGCCUGGGAGACAGGGGUUUCUCCAGGCUGCUGGACAUCACCCCAGCCUCCAGCCUGAGCUUUGUCCUGGACACCACGGGCAGCAUGGGCGAGGAGAUCAACGCUGCCAAAAUCCAGGCUCGCCACAUUGUGGAGCAACGACGGGGCAGCCCCAUGGAGCCCAUCCACUAUGUCCUGGUGCCUUUCCAUGAUCCAGGGUUUGGCCCUGUCUUUACAACCAGUGACCCUGACAGCUUCUGGCAACAGCUCAAUGAGAUCCAUGCCUUGGGGGGUGGAGAUGAGCCUGAGAUGUGCCUGUCAGCCCUGGAGCUGGCCCUGCUGCACACACCUCCGCUCUCAGACAUCUUUGUCUUCACUGAUGCCUCCCCCAAGGAUGCCUUUCUCACCAGCCGAGUAGAAGCCCUGACUCAGGAGCGACGCUGCAGAGUAACAUUCCUGGUGACAGAAGACCCAUCGAGGGGUCAGGGCCGAGGUCGGCGCGAGGUCUUGUCCCCUCUGCGUUUUGAGCCAUAUGAAGUGGUGGCCCUGGCCUCUGGUGGAGAGGUGAUCUUCACCAAAGAUCAGUACAUUCAGGAUGUGGCAGCUGUUGUCGGGGACAGCAUGGCUGACCAGGUGACCCUUCCCCUGGAACCUCCGGAUGUGGUGCCUGAGAGGCCACUUGUGUUCAAUGUGGAUGGGCUGCUCCAGAGGGUCUCAGUCCGGAUCCAUGGGGAGGUCAGCAGCUUCUGGAUCAGGAGCCCUGCAGGGAUCUCCCAGGGCCCGGAGGAAGGCCAGGGGUCUCUAGGUCACACUCGCCGCUUUGGGCAGUUCUGGAUGGUGAGCAUAAAUGACCCCCCACAGACAGGGACCUGGGAGAUCCAGGUCACAGCUGAGAGCAACCCCCGGGUGAGAGUACAAGCUCAGACCUCCCUGGACUUCCUCUUCCACUUUGGGAUCCCCAUGGAGGAUGGCCCCCACCCUGGCCUCUACCCCCUGACUCAGCCAGUUGCAGGUCUCCAGACCCAGCUGCUGGUAGAAGUGACAGGGCUGGGCCCCAGAGGCAGCCCUGAAGAUUCUCUGCCUCAUUUCUCCCACGUCAUCCUUCGAGGGGUCCCAGAGGGUGCCAAGCUAGGCCAGGUGCCUUUGGAGCCCAGGGGAGCCCAGGAGCGAGGUCUCUUUGUGGCCUCGCUUCCGCCCACUCUUCUGUCCACCGUGGGGCCCUUCUCUCUGGAGCUGAUUGGCCAGGACGGAGGGGGACGGGACCUGCACCGGGCCUCCCCCCAGCCCUGCACUGUGGUCCCUGUCCUUCUGGAGGUGAGAUGUUGGGGAAGGUGCAGCUGGAGCUCUGGAGAGCUGGGGCGGCUCCUCCCGACACGCCCUCCUCUGCAGCUCAGUGGCCCUCAGGGAUUCCUGGCACCGGGCAGCAAGGCCCCACUCACCCUUCACGUUGCCAGUUUCUCCAGCCCUCAGGAUCUCAAUCUUAGGACAUCUGUCAACUCCAGCUUCUCUCUCACCUCCAACCUCUCCAGGGUUCGGCUGGAACAGAAUGAGUCUGCCUGGGGGCGCCUGUGGCUGGAGGUCCCAGAGUCAGCCGCCUCUAACUCCGUAGUGAUGGUGACUGUGACUGCAUUGGGUCGAGAAGCCGGCCUAGUGCCCCCGACACAUGCCUUCCUCCGGCUCUUGGUGCUGGCCCCAGCCCCACAGGACCAGCUCGCUGCCCCUGCCCACUCGUCUGGCCCUGUCUUCACCUCGGUCAGCCCUACCCUUCGUCCCUCCCCUUUGGUGACUUGGGGCAGGGCUGGGGGAGGGCUGGCAGGCAACCCCUGGUGGGGCACAGUCGGAGGGGUGCUGCUCCUCCUAGGCCUGGCCUCCUGGUGACAACAGCUCCUAGAAGGAUGGAUCUCCAGUGCUAUUUU
Molecule: messenger RNA, 3022 nt
Organism: Molossus molossus (Pallas's mastiff bat)
Lineage: Eukaryota; Metazoa; Chordata; Mammalia; Chiroptera; Molossidae
Gene: VWA7
Product: von Willebrand factor A domain containing 7
Exons: 15
Coding region: 234-2984 (916 amino acids)
Source: RefSeq, a predicted model, not a curated record